This is a messenger RNA of Penicillium lagena, 459 nucleotides long. RefSeq lists its product as uncharacterized. Lineage: Eukaryota; Fungi; Ascomycota; Eurotiomycetes; Eurotiales; Aspergillaceae. Bases 1 to 459 code for a protein of 152 amino acids. The transcript has a single exon. The record is from RefSeq and is a predicted model, not a curated record.
AUGCUGCUCCACCAAAAGGAGGCUGAGAAGGGACGUGAUCUCUUCUUCAUCGACGGUGCAUUGUUCUUCCAUCUGCUCCUCCUCUCUCAGCGCUGCCCUCCUUCCUCCUCUCCUCCUCCUCCCCAUCACCCUCCACCCCCUCCCAGGAUGGCCCCCCCGGCCACUUUCCUUUCCCACCGCUUCUUCUGCGCGCCUCGGGAAGGCUCCACCUUCGGAGUCAUCAACCGGGGUCCGUCGCUCGCCCUGACUCGCACCAGCAAAACACACCCCCCCACUCUCUCACUCGUCCUCCCCGGCUUUUUGACCAGGGUAGGGUACAUGACGACUUGGGCUCCACCGUCUCUUUUGUCCGUGUUUCCCUCCUGUCGUUUUUGCAUGGUCAACCUCGUCCCGCCUCGAGGCUGGGAGCCUCGUCCUGACGAAACUCUGUUCCAGCCAGCCUCGCGCCUCGCGAAAUGA